This is a messenger RNA of Vollenhovia emeryi, 1394 nucleotides long. Its product is annotated as RIB43A-like with coiled-coils protein 2. The record is from RefSeq and is a predicted model, not a curated record. The transcript is spliced from 7 exons. Lineage: Eukaryota; Metazoa; Arthropoda; Insecta; Hymenoptera; Formicidae. Bases 171 to 1325 code for a protein of 384 amino acids.
CCCCUUGACCGGCAAACUCUCCAUGGUAACGAGACUUCGGUUUCGAUUUCAGAUUCAGGCCGAAGGGUCGGGACUCGGGAUAUGUUCACGCACUUUCGGCCUCGCGCGCGUAACCUCGCCACCGCGGAGAGAGAAAGAGAGCCGCGUUUUCUCCACGAGGAGCAUCCGCGAUGCUCGAGUUUCAGCAACGCGUCACUCCGGAGGACCUCAAGGUCGCCGCGUCCAUCGAGCGGAAGCGACAGAUCGAGGAAGCGAGGAAACUGCGCAUCUUUAAUCCUCGCGUUAGAAAGAUUGGGAUAGACAAGGCGUUCUUGGAUAAGCAAGUCGAGGAAAAGAAGCUACAGCGCGAGUGGGAACGGGCGAAAGAAUGUCAAUUGGACGAGGCUCUCCUUCGCAGCAGCGAGCACGCCGUGCAUUUGGAGAGACGGCAGGGGGAGGAAAGGCGACGGAUCGACAGGGAGGUCGAGUCCUUCCGGCGAGCGCAUCAGCGAGCGGAGGACCGCCGGGAUUACGACCUGUACGACCCCGAGGCGCUCAAGAAGUCGCUUCCACCGCGCGUGGACGACAACGGCGACGAUCCGAGCUUGGGAGCAGCGUCCGCUCAGAAGUUCGAGGGCGAGGAUCGCAAUCUUGCCGAGCGGCUGAAGGCGCAGAGAGAGCAGACGCGUUGGUGGAUAGGGAGGCAAAAGGAGGAGCGCGAGGCGGCCGAGCGGGCACGGCGAGACGCCGAGGAUGCCUAUCAGGAAGUCGUCCUCUCCAGGGACAGGCGCGCGACCGCGCUCGCGCGGAUGGAGGAGGAAUGCCGGCACAGGCUGAGCGAAGCCACGGCGACGUUCAAUCGCGCUCUGGCCGAGGAGCAGCAGCAUCGCCGUCACCGUGAAGCCGUUCAAGAUGAGGAGGACAAGAAGGCGGAAAUCUAUAAUCACGUGACUGGAGAUUUCCUCACCGAGGCGAGGGAACAGGCCGAGAGCACCCGUGGCCCGCGCAAGCCGUUGGUGGACCGAUACAAGGGCAUGACUGCGGACGAGUUGAAGGUCUUCAGAGACGCUCAGUUGCAACAGAUGGAGGAGAUUCGUAAAAUCAAGCUGGAAGAGAAACGCAUCAACGAGGAUUGGGAUCGUUUAAUGGAUUCGCAUCUUCAAACCGCGUACUCGUAUGAGCGCGAAUUGAGUCAAAGAAAAUCGGAGCUCAACAAGAAAAUUGCGGAGGAGAAUUUGCGGCUUGCCGAGCAGCAAAAGCAACAUCAGGAAUACCUGAACCAUACCGUUUAUAAGAAUCAACCGACUGCCGCUUUCUACGAGCAAUUUAAUAAAGGAACACGUUGAAUGCAAUGUACUCUUUAAAGUAAGAAGGGUCAAUGUAAAUUCUAAAUAAAUACAAAAUUAUUUCGUAAA